Messenger RNA from Polypterus senegalus (gray bichir), 3910 nucleotides. It is a transcript of the gene katnb1, whose product is annotated as katanin p80 (WD repeat containing) subunit B 1. Gene Ontology annotation, molecular function: microtubule binding. The record is from RefSeq and is a predicted model, not a curated record. Gene Ontology annotation, cellular component: katanin complex. Bases 554 to 2602 code for a protein of 682 amino acids. NCBI's taxonomy places the organism in Eukaryota, Metazoa, Chordata, Cladistia, Polypteriformes, Polypteridae. The transcript is spliced from 20 exons. Gene Ontology annotation, biological process: microtubule depolymerization; microtubule severing.
GGUUGCUACGGUGAAAGGGUACGACUGCUGUGCGACAACACGAAGUAUUCGUAAUGAAAAAGAGUCAGGGAAAGCAUUUUAUACGAAACAUUAGCUGGACGUAUUAAGGACAUAAAAAGACUGAGUCUUGCAGUGUAGAGGAGAAGAUUCUGUCUGCAUCAAAAGAAGAGUUCGGAGAGCGAGCAUGAAAAACAUAACCGUUGCUUAGUGAAGACCAAUAAAGUCUGCCGAUGGAGAAAAGUGUGACAAGCACUACAGGCCAUACUACUAUUUGUACAUUAAUUUUACUCGGACACAUAUGUGAUUCUGUUUUUUUUUUUUACUGAAAAGCUUUUAUCCUUGUCAAGACCUGUUGAAAAUUCCAACGUUUCGAGCGGAAAGAAUAAGUAUUGAGCUGUUCAUGUGCUUGGAAUGAAAGAAGACUGAACACACCCAACCCCUUUACUCCUUCCUCCCUUUGCAAAGAGAAGCUUGCUAUUUUAUUUUUUACUUUAAAUUAUUCAAAUUAUAUUUAGAAGACUGAAAUAGGUCUCCCAAAAAAUCCUUUCCUAGGAUGGCGAGUAGCAGCACAACUAAGAAAUCUUGGAAACUUCAGGAGAUAGUUGCUCAUUCAAGCAAUGUUUCAUCAUUGGUUUUGGGGAAGACAUCUGGGCGUCUAUUGGCAACUGGUGGGGAAGAUUGUCGAGUGAACAUCUGGGCAAUCAAUAAGCCCAACUGUAUAAUGAGCCUUACAGGCCAUAAUAACCCUGUGGAAUGCAUCCAGUUUAGCAGCACAGAAGAGCAAGUUGUAGCUGGGUCACAGUCUGGUUCUCUAAGAGUAUGGGACCUUGAAGCAGCUAAAAUUCUGCGAACCUUGAUGGGUCAUAAAGCUAAUAUUUGCAGUCUUGAUUUUCACCCAUUUGGGGAGUAUGUGGCCUCUGGUUCUAUGGACACUAAUAUCAAGCUAUGGGAUGUCAGAAGAAAAGGCUGUGUGUUUAGCUACAAGGGCCACAUGCAAGCAGUAAGGUGUCUUUGCUUUAGUCCUGAUGGAAAAUGGUUGGCAUCAGCUAGUGAUGACAGUACAGUAAAGCUUUGGGAUUUAACAGCUGGAAAGAUGAUUACAGAAUUUACAGCGCACACUGGGCCUGUAAACGUUGUAGAAUUCCAUCCUAAUGAGUAUUUGUUGGCAUCAGGUAGUUCUGACAGGACAGUCAAGUUUUGGGACCUUGAAAAGUUUCAGAUGAUUGGAUCUACAGAAGUGGAAACGGGUCCUAUAAAGUGCAUUGCAUUUAAUCCAGAUGGAUGUUGCUUGUAUAGUGGCUCCCAGGAUUCUCUCAGGGUAUAUGGUUGGGAGCCAGAUAGAUGUUUUGAUGUGGUGUCAGUAACUUGGGGCAAGGUAGCUGACCUAGCUAUCUGUAGUAACCAGCUGAUUGGCGUGUCAUUUAAUCUGACAAAUGUGUCCUCGUUUGUUGUGGAUCUGAGCCGAGUAAAGAAGUCUGGUUCUAUGAUUCAAGGUUUGCUUCUUGAUGAUAAACCUCUCAGUGAGCCAUAUUCCAAAGGCACUACUAUCAGGCGAAAUUAUGACCGACCACUUACCACUUGUAGCAAACCCCAAAGGGUUAAACAGAACUCUGAGAGCGAUCGAAAGAGUCCUGAAGGAGAUAGACAGAGUCCUAGUAGCGAAGAAGACAAAGAUGAGAAGGAAUCCACAGCAGAGAUUCGCAAUCCAGAAGACUAUAAAGAGAUCUUCCAGCCAAAGAAUGCAAUCUCUCGAACACCUCCAAAGAAAAGUGAGCCAUUCCCUGCCCCACCAGAGGAUGAGAGUUUUACAAUUAAACCCAGCACUCCUUUAGAUGCACAGACUCCUGUACCAGAGAAAAUAAAAUUGGAUCAGUUGAAAAUGCCCCCUGUUGCUUCAUCUACACCUGUGAAUAGAGUGGAGCCUACAAUUGUUCCGCCAACCAGCCGUGCACAACCUGUAGCUGUGUCAGCUCCAAGCAAAGUGGAACCAGCUGUCAUUCCUGCAUCUAGAAAUGAGCCAAUUGGAUUAAAGGCAACAGAUUUUUUACCUCCAGCAAAAAAUAAUAAUCAGCUUGCCUUGAGUGAUGAUGAUGCCUUAUCCCAGAUCCGAAAAGGCCAUGAAACAAUGUGUGUAGUCCUUACAAGCAGAUAUAAAAAUCUUGACACUGUGAGAACUGUAUGGAGUAGUGGUGAUAUAAAGAAUUCUUUGGAUUCAGCAGUAACCAUCAAUGACCUGUCAGUUGUGGUAGACAUGCUGAAUAUCAUCAACUUGAAACCAUGCCUAUGGAAGCUGGACCUUUGUACUUCUAUCCUUCCUCAGAUUGAAAAACUGCUGCAGAGCAAAUAUGAAAGUUAUGUUCAGACAGGAUGUACUUCUCUAAAGCUUAUCCUACAGCGAUUUUUGCCUUUAAUAACAGACAAUCUUGCAGCACUUCCUUCAGUCGGAGUAGAUAUCACCCGGGAAGAAAGGCAUCAGAAGUGCAAGGCAUGUUACAAGCAGUUGAAGAAUCUCAGCAACGUUGUUAAAAGCAAAGCAGGGUUAGUGGGACGUCACGGCAGUGCCUUUCGAGAGCUUCAGCUUCUCAUGGCUUCACUGGAGUGAUGACGACUUUGAGGGCAGUAAUUGUGCCCUCUGUGCAUAAACUUUAAAUCAAGCCAACUCCUCCAAGACAGCUUUUGGAAUGAAGAGACUGAAGGUGGUCUUAUGAGGCACUCGUGUUUAAGUGGUUAUGUAUUGAAGAAUAUCUGUUCCUGGUUUUAAAGGAAUAUAAUAGAAUUGUACAUUGUUUCUCUUGUACACUCAUUUUGAGUGGUUUUGAGAGUAGAUACCCUGUUUUCCCACUGGACUGAGAACCCUAGUAGGUUUUAUAUUUAAGAAUUAAGGUUCACAGCUCCAUAUUGUAGUAAUGCAGCCUUUGCUGGACAAAAGUUUGUGGGCUUUUUCUUUUUUGUUACCCAAAAUUGGCUUUUGGAUUUCUCUAACUAAAGCAUUUUUCUCUAACAGAGCACUGUACUGUACACACAAACUAAUCAUGUGGGGUUGAUGAUUUUUUAACAAAGUAAAUGAAGUUUGCUGGUAUUGAAGAAAGGAUGAAUUAUUCUGGGAACCCUCUCUUUGGUUGGAAGGACGGAUCAUAAUGUCUUAUGUGGCCUAAUGCACCUUAAGUACCUUACAUAAAAACACAUUUAUACUUUUUAUUUCACAUUAAACCAAAAAAAAGUGCCCGGAAUUGAGAAUUCUUUUUUUCAAGUGACUCCCGAAUGUAGAAACCAAUGAAAUUUGGCCACUUUGUUUGCAUUAGUGGGCUGCUCAGCUGCUUUCUGGUGCUGCUGUUCUUUUCUGGAAUGAUUUGCUUCAGACACCGGAAUAUCUAAAUGGUUUAAUUUGAAAGUUUUGUUGUUUUUUUUUUUUUUAAUUUAACACAAAUCUUUGCUUGGAAAAAGAUUUUCACCACAUGUUUAUUUUGCCAUUUUGUAAUACUUGCUUCAGGUAUUUUGACAAAUGUAUGAUUUUGUUUAAAAUUGACAUUUCUCCUUCUGUACCUCCUCAAAACACUUUGUGCCUUGCAAUGCAUGACAAGUGAAACAUUCAUCACUAACAACAAGAACUUCAAUAAGAAGUUUUUGUUUCCAAAAUUAUGUACAUAUUUUUUAAUACCUAGUAUGCCAUUAUUUUUCUAGAACAGUGAUUCAGGAGAGUUUUCACUGUAUCAGUAAAACAUUCCAGAUUUUAUUUUGUACCAUGUCUUCUAUCAUUUUGAAAUGACUCCUGAUCUGAAGACUUCCUGAUUCUGCACUUUUAUGUUAUUUUGCCAUGUUUGGUUUGUGUACAUGUGACAUAUGAAAUGAAGUCGGACUGGGACUAAUCCAUUAUAUUUGUUGUAAUUAAUAAAUAAAUUGUUUUGGUCAA